GAUAUCCAUCGAUAUAAGUAGUGUAUCAAGGCGAUAACAGAGUGUGUCACUGAGAAAUAUCAGUGCAAAGGGUUUUGUCCCUUGUAGAUAAACCCCGAUGCAACUCUCCCUUCCAAGAACCCUAGCUCCAGCUUCAGCUUCCAAAUCUUAAGUCCAAGCGCACCAGUAGGUCAAGAUGAAACCCGAACUCGUGGUGUCUUCUCCAUCCACUUCUUCACCAUUGUUUAUCUCAUACAGACACCCUUUUCUUCAAAAACCCAAAGUUUCAGUGAAAUCCAAUUUCUCUCCAUCAAGCACACAAGCAGAGAAGUCACAAUUUUGGGGCAAAAGUUUGGUUUUGCAACAGAAUAGUGUUACUUUUGGUAAUCUGAGAAAGACCCAUGUCCCAGUUGGACCAGUAAGAGCUGCUGUGAAGAGAAGGAAAGAGCUUCCCUUUGACAAUGUGAUACAAAGGGACAAGAAGCUGAAAUUGGUGUUGAAGAUAAGGAAGAUUCUAGUGAGCCAACCUGAUAGAAUUAUGUCUCUUAGAGAGUUAGGUAAGCACAGAAGAGAUUUGGGUCUCGAUAGGAAGCGCCGAUUCAUCGCUUUGCUAAAGAAAUUUCCGGCGGUGUUUGAAAUUGUGGAAGAAGGGGUUUUUUCGCUAAAAUUCAAAUUGACGCCGGAGGCGGAAAGACUUUAUCUGGAGGAGAUGAGGAUUAGGAAUGAGAUGGAAGAUUUGUUGGUUGUUAAGUUGAGGAAACUGUUGAUGAUGUCAUUGGAGAAACGGAUUUUCUUGGAGAAGAUUGCCCAUUUGGGGACUGAUUUUGGGCUUCCACUUGAGUUUCGUGACACGAUUUGUCAUCGCUAUCCGCAAUAUUUUACAGUUGUUCCAACUGCUCGAGGUCCUACAUUAGAAUUAACUCAUUGGGAUCCUGAGCUUGCAGUUUCGGCUGCUGAGUUAGCGGAGGAGGAAAAUAGAGCUAGAGAGCUAGAAGAGAGGGAUUUGAUUAUUGAUAGGCCUCCCAAGUUCAAUAGAGUAUCUCUACCCAAGGGUCUUAACCUUUCCAAGGGCGAAAUGAGGAAGAUAUAUCAGUUCAGAGACCUGCCUUUCAUAUCGCCUUACUCUGAUUUCUCAGCCCUCAGGUCGGGCACGCUUGAGAAAGAGAAACAUGCUUGUGGGGUUGUUCAUGAGAUUUUGAGCCUCACUAUUGAGAAGAAAACCCUUGUGGAUCACCUCACUCAUUUUCGAGAGGAGUUUCGGUUUUCUCAGCAGUUGAGAGGGAUGCUGAUAAGGCACCCUGACAUGUUCUAUGUAUCCUUGAAAGGGGAUAGGGAUUCAGUUUUCCUCAGGGAAGCAUAUCGUGAUUCUCAAUUGGUGGAUAAGGAUCGGCUGUUACUCAUAAAGGAGAAAUUUCGUUCUCUUGUUUCUGUUCCUCGAUAUCCAAGCAGGGGUGCUCCCAGAACAGAUACAGAUGGGGCAGAAGGAAUUAAUGAGCCAAAAGAUGGAAGUGAUGGAGAAGCGUGGUCAGAUGUUGAUAAUUUCAUGGACGAUGAUGACGGUGAUGAUGAAGAUUAUGAAGACGAUUGGAGUGAUGAAGAAGAUGAAACACCUCCAGAUUUUGAUGAUGAUGGUGGAACCAUGACGACUGGAGAGACCGAUCCAAUUAAACAGGUUGAGAACUCGACAAAAAGUGAUGAGAAGGUGCUUGAUUCUGUGCUCCCUGAUGGUCGGCCAAGAGAACGCUGGUAAAUUUGAUAGAAGCCUGCUGUUUCUCUAAGGCCCCAACCUAGAGAGAUUCGCAGUAACGGGCUUUUUGCUUUGCUUUUGGACCAGUAAAUUUGAUACAAGCAGUGUUUGAUCCUUCUUCAUAGAAAUAUGCAACCUGCUACUUUGCAAGGCUCUGCAGCCUGUUACCAUUGUAAGGCCUGGACCUCUUCCCUACAUUUCCAGUUCAGGACAUUAUUCAAUAGAAGCAAAGGCAUAAACUGCAAAUCUCAUAUU
Messenger RNA from Alnus glutinosa, 1981 nucleotides. RefSeq names its product protein WHAT'S THIS FACTOR 1 homolog, chloroplastic. The transcript has 2 exons. NCBI's taxonomy places the organism in Eukaryota, Viridiplantae, Streptophyta, Magnoliopsida, Fagales, Betulaceae. Bases 176 to 1729 code for a protein of 517 amino acids. The record is from RefSeq and is a predicted model, not a curated record. Gene Ontology annotation, molecular function: RNA binding.